This is a messenger RNA of Symbiodinium natans, 1107 nucleotides long. The record is from the annotation of a GenBank genome assembly. NCBI's taxonomy places the organism in Eukaryota, Dinophyceae, Suessiales, Symbiodiniaceae.
AUGCCAUGGAUGGAGGCCGUGAGCUUCCAAAAGCUAGCGGAGCUGCCAUCCAAGUUCGGUUGGCUGUUGGAAGCUCCUCUUGAGCACCAAGCUUCUCGCGGCACCAAGCACAGAGCAAGACUCCGCUACUUUGCCUACUCGCCAGUUUCGUUAGCUGCCAAGCUGUAUGUGAUCGUGUAUUGGCUGGAAGAGAUGACAAUGGUCAAUCAUGCUCAGAUACUGUGGGUCUGGCUCCUGUUUGUGCAGCCACUGGCGCUCAUCCUCGCGGUUGUGUACCGUGACAAGAUCUCAGAAUAUGUGGUUUAUUUGUUAGAAAGUCCGGCUGCCAGCAACAACCUCAUGAAGCUGCAGGCUUACGGAGUCGUGGCCUUGUAUUUGAUUCCGGUGUUGUGCAUGGGGUCAGCACAGGCAAUUGCAGAAACUUUGCCUUUGUCAGUCCUCGGCUACUUUUCCGUAUACUUGCCACUCAUGGAUGAUGCAAACACUGUAUCAGCAACGUUCGGCAUGCACUUUAUCGUGGCCGUCGCCUGCAGUUGUGGUGGCGCCGUAGAUUUGACCAAUUCCGCGAUAGCCUUCGCAGUCUGUUGCAGCGUGACGGAGGGUGUUGUCUUCCGUCUGUUAUUAAGCCGCUUUGACACCGGGCUGCGGGAAGAUGAGAUAUGUCAAUGUGCACCAAAGAAGCGGCUGCCUUUAGAGAUACAGAAGUUGCUGGAAGAAAGUGGCAACUCACGCAUGCUUCUAGGCGACUCAUUGCGUGCAUUUGCUUUCCAUGCUGAUUUAAUCCAUCGUGAGGGCCGAGGGGCCUUGAAGCACUUGCUGCUCAGCCAGCGAAAACGAGUCGAUCGCCGCGAGGAAGGCCUGGGCCAGUUGAUUGCCCUCAUCUACUUGCGGGAGACGUGUGGACUUGACCGAAAUUCUUUGCUUCACAUCUUCCAGUUUUUGCAAGACUGGCAGCCAUUGCAGCACCCUGCGGGUGCAGCCGGACUCCUAGGACCCUGCUCAGUCAUAUCGAGCGGCACAUACGCGCACAAUGCUUCGGGCUCUGGCUCCAUGACAACGAUCGAGCGUAUCCAGAAUGCAACACGGCGACUCCUUCAAAGCUUUUGA